Psylliodes chrysocephalus is the source of this 4253-nucleotide messenger RNA. The record is from the annotation of a GenBank genome assembly. NCBI's taxonomy places the organism in Eukaryota, Metazoa, Arthropoda, Insecta, Coleoptera, Chrysomelidae.
CCUGUAUUAGUUCGAAUUCAGAAAACCAUAAAAACUAUGAUGUGUUUUACAAACGAUAUCAUUAUAAACAUUAUUCAUAUACAAUACAUUUAUCUGUCUACUCAAGGUACCUUAAGAGCAACGAAUGAAAGGAGGAGGAAUUUGUUUGGAUGAUACCGCUUUACUGAUGAUGAUCAAACAUGGACCAUUGUGAUCAAAAGAAGAGGAAACGGAAUCCACGAGAGACAGCCAAUAUAUUUUCUUUACUCACUUUUUCAUAUACAGUAAGUUUAUUUAAAAAAGCCUAUAAAAACGAUGAUCUCGAAGAGGAUGAUCUGUACGAAGUUCUGAAGCCUUUAAGGUCGUCAAAAUGUGGUGAUAAAACAGAAAAACUAUGGCGAUUGGAAAUUAAUAACAAAUUGAAAAAAUCACCUUCAAUAUAUCGACUUAUGUGGGCAAGAUUUGGUUGGAGGUAUCUUCUUAUGGGAUGUACACAUCUCUGUUGGAAAAUAUUUAAUAUUAUCGUCGAACCAUGGGGAAUAAGCAACCUUAUAGGCUAUUUCAAGCCCGGCCAAACAACCACGACAAAAACAGAAGCUUACUACUAUGCAGCUUUGGUACUACUGCUCCAUUUAUUUUACACAGUCUACGUUCACAACUACGUUAUAUGGGUGCAACAGCUUGGCGUCGAAAUAAAAACGUCAUUUUCAUCGUUGUUGUACAGAAAGGCUUUGAAGUUAACACCGAGUGCGGUAUCUGAAAUUACGUUGGGAAAUAUUGUUACAUUGAUCACCAAGGACGUGUACGCCUUCCAGCAGGCUAUAUGGAUCGUAAAUGAAGGUUGGAUAGCCAUUGUACAGACCAUGAUUAUUUGCUAUCUCCUCUAUGCCAAAAUUGGAGUAGUUGCCUUCAUUGGGAUAGGUGUUGUUAUGAGUGUCAUACCGCUACAAGUGGUCAUCGGAAUAUAUGUGAAUAAAUUAAGAUUAGCGGCAGGAGAAAAAACAGAUCAACGUCUACAAGUACUUCAAGAAACACUUUCUACAAUUAGAAUUAUCAAAAUGUACAAAUGGGAAGACUAUUUUAGAAAAAAAAUUAACGAUUCAAGAUUAAUAGAAAUAAAUAAAAUGCUGUUAGGUUUUUACUUAAAAAUCGUAAUAGUCCUUUUGGGAGUCUUAUUUUCGAAAAUAGGCUUCUAUAUACUAGUCAUAUCAUGCAUCUGGAUGGGAGUCUCGACUGAAACGGAAAUAAUAUUCUACCUAUUAUCAAUCUUCAAGGAUCUGAAACACAGUUUGGGAAUUAUAAUACCCCACGGGAUUGGUAGAGGAGCUGAAUUGUUUUCUGCAAUAAUUAGAAUUAAUAAAGUUAUAAAAGGAGAAGAAUUACCACCAAAAUUAGGCUCUGAUGCCCCUACCGACAAUCCAUGUAUAGAAUUAAAAGACGCAAAAGUCAAUAUAAAAGAUAAAUGCAUUCUAAAAGAUGUCAAUUUAAGUAUAAGUCACGGAUUAAUAUUGGUCACUGGAACUGUAGGAUCAGGAAAGAGUUCGCUAUUAAAGAUGAUCUUGCAAGAUUAUCCAUUAUCCAACGGAUAUUUAUUAACUUUUGGACGUAUCUCUUAUGCAUCACAAGAUCCCUGGUUGUUUCCAUCUUCGAUAAAGCAGAACAUUUUGUUUGGGGAGAAAUAUAACGAAAAAAGGUACAAAGAAGUUAUUAAAGUUUGCGCCUUAGAGUAUGAUCUAAAACUGUUUGACAAAGGAGAUGAGACUAUUGUUACAGAUAAAGGAUUAAAUUUAAGUAAAGGACAGCAGGCAAGAGUAAAUUUAGCAAGGGCCAUUUAUAAGGAUAGUGAAAUAUAUCUUCUAGAUGAUUCUUUAACAGCUCUGGAUGCUCAUGUACAAGACUACAUUUUUGAUGAAUGCAUAAAAUCAUUCCUCAAAGACAAAAUAUGCAUGCUCGUUACCCAAACGGCUAGCCACAUAAAUGAAGCUGAUACUGUUAUCAUCAUGAAUGAAGGACAUAUUAAAUAUAACGGCGCACCCAACGAAAAAAUUAUAAAAGAAAUCAACGCAAUCGUAGUGGAAGACGACGACCUCGAAAAGGAAGUUAUAGACAAAGAUGAACAAUCGCAAAAAAUGAACGGAGAAGCUAAACCAAAAGAACUACUCGAAACUGAACAAACUACGAAAAUGAAAGUUUAUGGCGAGACUAAUAAAAAGGGAGAGGUUGAUUUUGCAGUGUACAAAAAAUACAUCAUUUUCGGGGGUGGAUUUAUUUUGAUGUUAGUAAAUGUCAUUUUGUUUGGAGUAACUCAAGGUACAGAAAGUUAUUCAGAUUCGUUGCUGACCAAAUGGGUAGACCAACAACAGUUAGCUUUAAACUUGGAAAGGAAUAUAACCCAAUUAAACACGACAACUCUCGAACAAAGUGAUGAAUUAGCUGUUGCCCGAACGAACGAAAAAUAUACUAUUAAAUUAUAUUCGUUUAUGAUUCUUCUUGUCACAGUUUUGGCUUUGGUUAAAACCUACGCUAUUUUUGAUUUUUGUAGAAGAGCUUCUAUAAACAUACACAAAGCCAUGGUUGCAUGUAUUACCUACGCUGUCAUGUCGUUCUUUGACACUCACUUCAUUGGAAACAUAUUAAAUAGAUUCUCGCAAGAUAUGACGAACAUCGAUGAACAUUUGCUCUAUAUUUUUAGCGAAUGUCUUAGGGUAACAUUCGCCAUUGCAGGGAUAGUCAUUCUGAUAGCAACGGUUAAUCCUUACUUUUUAGUCGUUGCCGUGCUAUUUUUCUCGUUUCUGCUUUUCUUGAGAAAAUUGUAUUUGCCAACGGGAAGAAGUUUGAAACGGUUGGAAGCAGCAUCUAGAAGUCCAAUGAUAGGCCAUCUUAAUGCCUCUCUUGAAGGUUUGACGACUAUAAGAGCUUACAAAGCACAACAUAUUUUGACUCAAGAAUUCGAUAGGUAUCAAGAUGUUUUUACGUCUGCACAUUAUACUUCCUUAUUAUCUAUGAGAGCUUUUGGAUUUAUUAUGGACUUUUUGUGCUCCAUUUUUAUACUGGUGGUUGUUAUCAGAUUCAUAAUUGUGGAUACAGGUACCAGUGCUGGAAACGUGGGUUUAACGUUAACCCAGUUGUUUAUGCUUGCUGGUCUGGUGCAAUGGGGUGUACGAACGUGGGCAGACUUAGAAAACCUGAUGACGUCGGUAGAAAGAGUUUUGGAAUACACAGAAAUACCUCCAGAGCCAACAGAUGGAAAUGAAGUAGAAGACUGGCCAAAGAGUGGUAGAAUUGUCUACGAUAACGUUUCUUUAGCUUACAACAAAACUGAAAUUGUUUUGAAGAAUUUGAAUUUCACAGUCGAACCUAAUCAGAAAAUUGGGAUAGUUGGUAGGACAGGGGCAGGAAAGUCGUCCAUAAUUUCCACAAUUUUUAGGCUAUACGAACCAGAUGGGAAAAUACUGAUAGAUGGCGUAGAUAUCAAGACUUUAUCGUUGAAAUUUUUACGAAAAAAACUGGCUAUAAUACCUCAAGAUCCAGUUCUCUUUACAGGUACCAUCCGUACUAAUAUUGACCCAAUGAACGAAUUCAAAGAUGAAGAAUUGUGGAACGUACUAGAAGAAGUAAACAUAAAGAAAAUAAUUCCUACUCUAGAUAUGAAGAUAACUAGCAGUGGUGGGUCAAAUUUUAGUUCUGGGCAGAAGCAGUUAAUAUGUUUAGCUAGGGCUAUCUUGAGGAAAACGAAAAUAGUAAUAUUAGAUGAAGCUACAGCUAACAUGGACCAUGAAACUGACAUCCUUCUUCACAACACGAUACAAAAGAAUUUCUCGGGUUGUACUGUUCUAACGAUAGCUCACAGAUUACAUUCUAUAUUGGUGUGUGAUAAAGUAAUGGUUUUGGAUAGAGGAGAGAUCAAAGAAUAUGAUGAACCAAAGAAUUUGUUAAAAAAUAGAGAUGGUAUUUUUUAUAAAAUGGUUAGUCAAGCGGGAUUGUUAAACUAUUUGACUGAAUAGUUAAUGUUUAUAGUAAAUGAAACGAAACAUUUAACCUCAUGUAAGAAAUACCAUCUUUAGUUCUAUUUUUUGUAAAUAUUUUAAAAUAAAACAUACUUUUAUAAGAGUUUUUUUAAUGAGUAAUGGACGAGCAAAAUUUUAAUCAUAAAAGAAAAAAGCACAGUAUAUAUACUGGGUCUAGUUAAUUUUAUUUAAGAGGAAAAUUUACAUUACAAACUAAAAAACCUGCGGGGCAAGGUAGUUCAGUAGGUAUAAAAAUUACAACUUAUG